Molecule: messenger RNA, 2001 nt
Organism: Penicillium malachiteum
Lineage: Eukaryota; Fungi; Ascomycota; Eurotiomycetes; Eurotiales; Aspergillaceae
Product: F-box/WD repeat-containing protein
Exons: 2
Coding region: 1-2001 (666 amino acids)
Molecular function (GO): protein binding
Source: RefSeq, a predicted model, not a curated record
AUGUCAGCAUCAACGAAUCCUGUUUCUAUCCCCUCAAAAGCGGGAGAUGCAGCGCCAGUGACCGACGCCAACCGCACCCCGCCUACCCAUAACAACGAGAAGUCGGAGGAGCUGGCAGAGCUGGCCAAACAAAAUGUUGCGCCAUUCCUGACCAAGUAUCACCCUCGUCAGUACGCGCCUCUGCGCUCGGAAGAUGGCACCCCGGUACCCCGCCCAAUCAACGCUGGGUACUGCUAUCGCCAUCAACCAGAUUCGAAAUGCAAUAGGCGUCAGGCUGAUGAACAGUCUAUGCGCUCACUUCAACAGGAAUUGAACAGCCUUCCGCAAGAUGACCAGCAAGGUAUCGCCCACGUUUGGUCGCUAUUUUCCGCAGCUCCAGCAAAACAGCGCAAAUUGAUGUUGCGGGGAAUUCUUGCUCAGUGCUGCUUCCCCCAACUUUCUUUCAUUUCCGCCUCCGUCCGUGAACUCAUCCGAAUCGAUUUCCUCUCCGCUCUCCCUCCAGAGCUUUCCUUCAAAAUUCUGCGGUACCUAGACACGGCCUCGCUCUGUCGCGCAGCGCAGGUUUCUCACCGUUGGAGAAUGCUAGCAGACGAUGAUGUCGUGUGGCAUCGGAUGUGCGAACAGCACAUUCGGCGCAAGUGCAACAAGUGCGGUUGGGGCUUGCCUCUUUUAGACAGGAAGCGCCUGCGUGAAUCGAAGCGUGAGAUUGAGUUGCGAGCCUCAAAUUGGGGCAAUCAGUCUUCUGCGGACCCUACUCAAGGUGCCCCGAAUGGAACCUGUUCUGUGGUUGAGAAUCCUAGUACCGGCAGCAAGCGCAAGGUUGAUACAACUACGGACGAUCAAGAUUAUGGCUGUGAAAUGAUCAAACGUCAUUGUGUUUCUCCGGCAUACCGCCCAGAGCCCGAUGAUGAUUAUUACAAGACCCGUUACAGACCAUGGAAGGAUGUCUACAGAGAUCGAUUUGUGGUUGGCAUGAACUGGAAGCACCGACGCUGUUCAGUCAAGGUCUUCCGAGGCCAUACUGAUAGUGUGAUGUGUCUUCAAUUCGAGGACAACAUUCUCAUGACCGGAUCCUAUGAUGCUACUGUUAAGAUCUGGGAUCUGGAAACUCACGAAGAGCUGCGUACCCUGCGUGGCCACACUGCAGGAGUACGCUGCCUGCAAUUCGAUGAUACCAAACUGAUUACAGGUGGCUUGGACUGCAGCAUCCGGGUGUGGAACUGGCGUACUGGAGAAUGCAUCUCCAAAUACAAUGGCCACUCAGAAGCUGUCAUUGCUCUCCACUUCGAUUCUACCCUUCUUGCAUCUGCCUCGGUCGAUCGGACGGUCAAAAUCUGGAACUUCAAGGACAAGUCGACUUUUGUUCUUCCCCACCCUGAAGGUGUAAAUGGAGUGAAGAUCGACACUGCCUCCCGUACAGUCCUCACUGCUUGCGAUGAUGGCGCUGCUCGCCUAUGGGAUCUCGAUACAAAGACUUGCAUCCGAGUUUUCAAUAAUCACAUCGGUGCUGUUCAGCAAGUUCUCCCCUUGCCGCGUGAAAUUGAAAUCGAGAACCAUCUCGAGGCUUGCGAGAAUGACCACAUUGGUGAGGGCCCCGUGGACAUCCUCUCCCCACUCCUUCAGCAUAGGACCUUGGCUUCGCCACCCUCCAUGUUCGGUUCCUCUUUUGAUGAGGAUAAAGACCGCCUUGAACCCCCACGAUACAUCAUCACCAGCGGCGUUGACGCAACUAUCCGUUUGUGGGAAACCAGUACUGGCAAGUGCCUGCGCACAUUCUUUGGCCACUUGGAGGGCAUCUGGGCGCUCUCUGCCGACACUCUCCGAAUCGCUUCUGGCGGACUGGACCGUAUGGUCAAAAUCUGGGAUCCCCGCAUUCCAACCUGCCAAGAGACCUAUGAAGGUCAUUCGGCGGCCGUUAACUGCAUUGGGCUGAGUGAUAGUCGCUUUAUCACUGGCGGCGAUGACUAUCAUGUUCGCAUGUACGACUUCCGAGCCUCAUAA